Juglans microcarpa x Juglans regia is the source of this 1635-nucleotide messenger RNA. RefSeq lists its product as uncharacterized. The transcript has 6 exons. The record is from RefSeq and is a predicted model, not a curated record. NCBI's taxonomy places the organism in Eukaryota, Viridiplantae, Streptophyta, Magnoliopsida, Fagales, Juglandaceae. Gene Ontology annotation, molecular function: zinc ion binding; nucleic acid binding. Bases 1 to 1635 code for a protein of 544 amino acids.
AUGGCGGCUUGUUGUCGAGUUCGAAGCCUUAAAGAUUUGAAUGAAAACAACAAUGAUGGGGCUUUUAAACUAACUGGAGAAGCGAAGAGAUGGUGGAAUUUUGAAAAAGUCAUCAGGGAAGCUGAGGGGACUGGAGUGAUUGUUUGGGCUCAAUUCAAGCAGAAUUUCUUUGAUAGAUUUUUCCCUAAGGUGGAUAGGGAAGCUAGAGCUCGAGAGUUCACCAACUUGGUGCAAGGGUCCAUGACUGUGCGCCAGUAUGCUGCAAGGUUUGCGGAAUUAUCACGCUUCGCCGCAUACUUGAUUCCUGAUGAGGAGAGGAAGACCAGAAAGUUUAAGGAAGAAUUAGUGCACAAGGCGAUGUUAGUCGAGCAGAAUCUCAAGAGGGGUGCUGAAUUGCAAGAACAGAGGAAGAGAGCUGCUCCACAAGGAUUCUCUAAUUUAGAUCAAGGGCCAUGGAAGAAGAGAAAUGAUGGAAGCAGUUCAAGUCAGAGACAGAUGCAGGGAAAUCAUACCACUAACCUUUGUAAGUUCUGUAACCGCAUACACACUGAGGAGUGCAGAAAGGAAGUGGGAUCAUGUUUCAAAUGCGGUAAGGAUGGGCACUUCAUUAGAGAAUGCCCAUUGCUUGCGGAGAACAACAGAAGGCCCAACCCACCUCAAAACUUUAGGCUGUAUAACCAAGGCAACAAUCAGCAGAGGACUGUACCGGCACAGGUGCUUGCUUUGACACCGGGAGAAGCUGAGGACAAGAAUGAUGUCAUCACAGGUAACCUGAUAGUCUUUCCUAUGAUUGGGUUUGAUGUGAUUUUGGGAAUGGAUUGGUUACCUUCCAGUUAUGCCAGUAUUGACUGCUUUAAAAAAGAAGUGGUGUUCAAAUUUCCAGAGGAGGAGGAACUUAGAUUUAUGGGUUCUAGAGGGUUCUUAGCUUUCGUGGUGAAUGAACCAAGGGAAGAAUUGGAGGAGUUAGAAGAGAAUCCUGUUGUAAGAGAAUAUCCGGAGGUUUUUCAUGAAGAUUUGUUUGGAUUGCCACCCGAGCGGGAGGUAGAGUUUGCUAUUGAGUUAGCCUCAGGCACGACACCUCUUUCCAAAGCCCCUUAUCGAAUGGCACCAUUAGAGUUAGCCGAACUCAAAGAACAGUUGCAAGACUUAUUAGACAAAGAUUUCAUCAGGCCCAGUGUGUCACCUUGGGAGCUCCAGUUUUGGGUGUUUAUUGACGACAUAUUAAUCUACUCCAAGAGCAAAGCUGAACAUGAAGACCAUCUGAGACAAGUACUGGGGACACUCAAGGAUAAGAAAUUAUUUGCUAAGUUGAAGAAGUGUGAGUUUUGGCUUGAGUCUAUUGCAUUUAUGAGACAUGUAGUCUCAAAGGAGGGUAUUUCAGUAGACCCCGGGAAAAUUGAAGCAAUAGUUAACUGGACCCAACCAACCAGUGUGCACAAAGUUAGGAGUUUCUUGGGUUUGGCUGGUUAUUGCCGUCAUUUUAUAGACAAUUUCUCAAAUAUAGCAGUUCUUCUUACCGCCUUUACCAGGAAGAACAAUAAGUAUGAAUGGACUGAUAAAUGUGAGGAAAGCUUCCAAGAAUUGAAGAAGAGAUUGGUGACAGCUCCAGUUCUGACAGUCCCUAGCGAAAGAUGA